AUGGUGGAUACAGGUGCUACCCACAACUAUGUUGCAUGUACCGAAGUAGAGCGGCUCGGACUUGUUUUAGAAAAGGGUAGUGAAAAAGUCAAAACAAUCAACUCUACUGCUCAACCAAUAGCUGGAGUGGCAAAAUCGAUGUUGAUCAAAGCAGAGGAGAUCGAAGAAGCAAAUGGUCCUAUCCCAAAACCCGUUAAAAGGCUUAUUCGAGAAUUUGAGGAUAUCAUGUUGGAAGAAUUACCAAAGAAAUUACCACCAAGAAGGACGGUUGAUCAUGAGAUUGAACUCAUUCCAGGUGCCAAACCUCCCGCCAGGGCACCAUACCGUAUGUCUCAGCCCGAGCUUGAAAAGCUUAGGAAGCAAUUGGGAGAAAUGCUGGAGAGUGGAAUCAUUGUGCCUGCGAAGUCGCCAUACGGAGCUCCUGUAUUGUUUCAGAAAAAGGCCGAUGGUUCUCUUAGAAUGUGCUGCGACUAUCGAGCCUUGAACAAGAUCACUGUAAAGAAUAGCUAUCCUAUCUCACUGAAUGAACUUUAUGCUAAGCCGUCUAUAUGCUCAUUUGCUCAGACAUCUAUCAGUUUCUUGAAUCACAUCAUUGAACAAGGCAACUCAGAAAUUGUACUGCCACUUACUGAAUUGACAAAGAAGGAUAAGGAUUGGGAUUGGUUAUCCCAAUGCCAAGUUGCUUUUGAGAGGUUGAAGAAGUCCAUGUGGUCGAACCCGAUUUUAGCCUUACCGGAUAUGGCUAAACCAUUCGAAGUUCAUACAGAUGCUUCAGAUUUUGCCCUUGGUGGAGUCCUCAUGCAAGGACAUCCGAUAGCAUAUGAGAGCCGGAAGUUAAACCAGACAGAACGUCGUUACUCAGCACAUGAAAAGGAAUUUCGACGGGCAGAUUUAGCUACCAUCUGCUCUAUAGCUGCUCUUUCAGGGAGCGCAGUCUCCACAAACACUAGAGACCAAAUUCGAGCACUUUUGGAGAAGGAUCCGGCUACCCAAUAUUUGGUCGACCUUAUCAAGCAGGGUAAAACUCGACAGUUUUGGCUCGAUAGGGAACUAGUGAAGACAAAGGCAGACCGCCUAUAUGUUCCUAAGGGCGAAGAUCUGAGGAAAUCACUAAUUACGGAAUGCCACGACACAAUUUGGGCAGGACAUCCCGGAGAGGAACGCACUUGUGCACUACUACAACGUGCAUACUACUGGCCUCAAAUGCGGGACGACAUU
Molecule: messenger RNA, 1218 nt
Organism: Olea europaea var. sylvestris
Lineage: Eukaryota; Viridiplantae; Streptophyta; Magnoliopsida; Lamiales; Oleaceae
Exons: 5
Source: RefSeq, a predicted model, not a curated record